Brachypodium distachyon (stiff brome) is the source of this 2997-nucleotide messenger RNA. Its product is annotated as elongation factor 2. Gene Ontology annotation, molecular function: GTP binding; GTPase activity; ribosome binding. The coding region runs from base 239 to 2770 and encodes 843 amino acids. NCBI's taxonomy places the organism in Eukaryota, Viridiplantae, Streptophyta, Magnoliopsida, Poales, Poaceae. The record is from RefSeq and is a predicted model, not a curated record. Gene Ontology annotation, cellular component: cytosol; ribonucleoprotein complex. The transcript has 3 exons. Gene Ontology annotation, biological process: translational elongation.
UAUUUGUUUUGCUUGGGAACCUUCCCUCUCCCCGGCCCAUCUCGCUGCCGAGCGCCCCGACGGCCCAACCCCGUCGCUCGUCUUCCUCCUCGAGCGAGCGCCGCCACCCCUUCACUCCCCGUCCCGCUGCCGAGCGCCCCAGCCCCCUCGCUCCGUCGCACGUCUUCCUCCUCGUGCGAGCGCCUCCACCGCAGAACAGGAACUUAUAUUCUCAGCGUGAUAUUCAAAAGCAGUCAAGAUGGUGAAGUUUACAGCGGAGGAGCUCCGCAGGAUUAUGGACAAGAAGAAUAACAUCCGUAACAUGUCUGUUAUUGCUCAUGUCGACCAUGGCAAGUCUACACUUACGGAUUCCCUUGUGGCUGCUGCUGGGAUUAUUGCCCAGGAAGUUGCUGGUGAUGUUCGCAUGACUGAUACCCGCGCAGAUGAAGCAGAGCGUGGUAUUACAAUCAAAUCCACCGGUAUCUCUCUUUUCUAUGAGAUGACUGAUGAGUCACUCCAGAUGUACAAGGGUGAGAGGGAUGGGAAUGAAUACCUGAUCAACCUUAUUGAUUCACCUGGACACGUUGAUUUUUCUUCGGAGGUCACAGCUGCUCUUCGUAUCACUGAUGGUGCUUUGGUGGUGGUUGACUGUAUUGAGGGUGUCUGUGUGCAGACUGAAACUGUGCUCCGCCAAGCUCUUGGUGAGAGGAUUAGACCUGUCCUUACUGUGAAUAAGAUGGACAGGUGCUUCCUUGAGCUUCAAGUUGAAGGUGAGGAAGCGUAUCAGACUUUCUCCCGUGUCAUUGAAAAUGCCAAUGUCAUCAUGGCAACGUAUGAAGACAAGCUCCUUGGUGAUGUCCAAGUGUACCCAGAAAAGGGGACCGUGGCUUUCUCUGCUGGUUUGCAUGGCUGGGCUUUCACUCUCACAAAUUUUGCUAAGAUGUAUGCCUCCAAGUUUGGAGUUGAUGAAUCAAAGAUGAUGGAGAGGCUGUGGGGUGAGAACUUCUUUGACCCAACCACAAAGAAAUGGACCACCAAGAAUACUGGCUCAGCUACUUGUAAGAGAGGUUUUGUUCAGUUCUGUUAUGAGCCAAUCAAGCAAAUCAUCAACACCUGCAUGAAUGAUCAGAAGGAUAAGUUGUGGCCUAUGUUGAAGAAGCUUGGCGUGACCAUGAAGAAUGAUGAGAAGGACCUAAUGGGCAAGGCUCUCAUGAAGCGUGUCAUGCAAACUUGGCUGCCUGCCAGUCGUGCUCUGCUUGAGAUGAUGGUGUUUCAUCUUCCCUCCCCCUCGAAGGCACAGAGGUAUCGUGUGGAGAACUUGUACGAGGGACCCCUUGAUGAUAUAUAUGCAACCGCCAUUAGAAACUGUGACCCGGAAGGCCCUCUUAUGCUGUAUGUUUCCAAGAUGAUUCCAGCAUCUGACAAGGGAAGAUUCUUUGCCUUUGGUCGUGUCUUUGCUGGGAGGGUUGCAACUGGCAUGAAGGUCCGUAUCAUGGGUCCCAACUAUGUUCCUGGUCAGAAGAAGGAUCUCUAUGUGAAGAGUGUCCAGCGUACUGUUAUCUGGAUGGGAAAGAAACAAGAGUCUGUUGAGGAUGUUCCAUGCGGUAACACUGUUGCUUUGGUUGGUCUUGACCAGUUCAUCACAAAGAAUGCGACCCUCACAAAUGAGAAGGAAACUGAUGCUUGCCCAAUCAGAGCAAUGAAGUUCUCUGUGUCUCCUGUUGUGCGUGUUGCUGUUCAGUGCAAGGUGGCCUCUGAUCUUCCUAAGCUUGUUGAAGGUUUGAAGCGUCUGGCUAAGUCUGAUCCUAUGGUUCUCUGUACCAUUGAAGAGUCUGGCGAGCACAUCAUCGCUGGAGCUGGAGAGCUUCAUCUUGAAAUUUGCUUGAAGGAUCUGCAGGAUGACUUCAUGGGUGGUGCUGAAAUCAUUGUUUCCCCUCCUGUUGUCUCCUUCCGUGAGACUGUUCUUGAGAAGUCUAGCCGUACUGUUAUGAGCAAGUCCCCCAACAAACACAACCGUCUGUACAUGGAAGCUCGCCCGUUGGAAGAGGGACUAGCUGAGGCCAUUGAUGAUGGCCGCAUAGGCCCACGUGAUGAUCCUAAGGUGCGUUCCAAGAUCCUUUCGGAGGAGUUUGGAUGGGACAAGGAUCUUGCCAAGAAGAUUUGGUGCUUUGGACCUGAGACCACUGGUCCGAACAUGGUUGUUGAUAUGUGUAAGGGAGUACAGUAUCUAAAUGAAAUCAAGGAUUCUGUUGUGGCUGGCUUCCAGUGGGCAUCAAAAGAAGGUGCAUUGGCUGAGGAGAACAUGCGUGGAAUUUGCUUUGAGGUCUGUGAUGUUGUGCUCCACACUGAUGCCAUUCACAGAGGUGGUGGGCAGGUUAUUCCUACGGCCAGGAGGGUCAUUUAUGCUUCUCAGCUCACUGCUAAGCCAAGGCUGUUGGAGCCUGUCUACCUGGUGGAGAUCCAGGCACCGGAGAAUGCCCUUGGUGGUAUUUAUGGUGUUCUGAAUCAGAAGAGAGGGCACGUGUUCGAGGAGAUGCAGAGGCCUGGUACCCCACUGUACAACAUCAAGGCUUACCUCCCUGUCAUAGAGUCCUUUGGAUUCUCAAGUACGCUCAGGGCUGCAACAUCUGGCCAGGCAUUCCCUCAAUGUGUGUUCGAUCACUGGGAUAUCAUGUCUUCUGAUCCUUUGGAGGCUGGCACCCAAUCUGCCACCCUUGUCACGGAGAUCCGCAAGAGGAAGGGGCUGAAGGAACAGAUGACUCCUCUGUCUGAGUUCGAGGACAAGCUCUAAAUUUUGGUCAUGUUUUGUGCUAUUACCUUACCUGGUCGACUUGCUCUUAUUGUUGAGCUGCUUUAUUCCGUACUUGCGUUCAGUUGUCGUAACAUCAAGUCUUAUCUAGUGUGCUGUUGGAACUAUAUUUUACCGUUUGCCAUGAUGUAUCAGAUAUGAAACAUACAUUAUAUAUCUGUGGUGAACUUGGUAGUUUUUACAUUGGUCCUUGGAUGUUCCCCACUUUA